AUGAGACUCCUGGCUGUCCUCGCCGUGGCCCUGGCCACCCUCCUGGCGCCAGCUGCCGGGGGCCCUGUCCCCAAGCAGGACUCCUCCCGGAAGAAGCUGCUCCUCGUGUCCUUCGACGGCUUCCGCUGGGACUAUGACCAGGACGUGAGCACCCCCCACCUGGACUCCAUGGCUCGCGAAGGGGUGAAAGCACGCUACAUGACCCCCGCCUUCAUCACCAUAACCAGCCCCUGCCACUUCACCCUGGUCACCGGCAAAUACAUCGAGAACCACGGCGUGGUGCACAACAUGUUCUACAACACCACCAACAAGAUGAAGCUGCCCUACCACCCCACGCUGGGCAUCGACCGCUGGUGGGACAACGGCAGCCUGCCCAUCUGGAUCACCGCGCAGAAGCAGGGCCUGAGGACCGGCUCCUUCUUCUACCCCGGCGGGAACGUGACCUACCAGGGCAUGACCGUGACGCAGAGCCGAAAGGAGGGCGCCCUGCACAACUACAAAAACGAGACCGAGUGGCGGGCCAACAUCGACACGGUCAUGAGGUGGUUCACGGAGGACAACCUGGACCUGGUCACGCUCUACUUUGGGGAGCCCGACUCCACGGGCCACAAGUUCGGCCCCGAGUCCCAGCAGAGGAAGGACAUGGUGGCGCAGGUGGACCGGACGGUGGGCUACCUGCGGGACCGCAUCUGGAAGAGCGGCCUGGCGGACCGCCUCAACCUGAUCAUCACGUCCGACCACGGCAUGGCCACGGUCAACAAGACCGGCACGCUGGUGGAGUUCCACAGGUUCCCCGACUUCUCCUUCAAGGACAUCGAUUUCGAGCUCCUGGACUACGGUCCCAGCGGGAUGCUGGUCCCCAAGCCAGGGAUGAUGGACAAGGUGUACAACGCCCUCAAGAACGCCCACCCCCACCUCCACGUCUACAAGAAGGAGGACUUCCCCCAGGCCCUCCACUACGCCAACAACCCCAGGAUCACCCCGCUGGUCAUGUACACCGACUCGGGCUAUGUCAUCCACGGGAGGCUGAACGUGCAGACCAACAAGGGGGAGCACGGCUUCCGCAACGACCUGAUGGACAUGAAGACCAUCUUCCGGGCCGUGGGCCCCAACUUCAAGAGGGGGCUGCAGGUGGAGCCCUUCGAGAGCAUCCACGUGUACGAGCUCAUGUGCAAGCUGCUGGGCAUCGUGCCUGAGGCCAACGACGGGCAGCUCAGCACGCUGCUGCCCACGCUGACGAGCGGCUGCAGCGGGUCGGCCCUCCUGCCCGGCGGCCGGCUCCCCUCGGUGACGGUGACAGGCCUGCUGGUGGCUGUGAUUCUUCUGGCCAAGGUCGCAUAA
Talpa occidentalis (Iberian mole) is the source of this 1341-nucleotide messenger RNA. RefSeq names its product ectonucleotide pyrophosphatase/phosphodiesterase 7 (gene ENPP7). The coding region runs from base 1 to 1341 and encodes 446 amino acids. The record is from RefSeq and is a predicted model, not a curated record. The transcript has 5 exons. Lineage: Eukaryota; Metazoa; Chordata; Mammalia; Eulipotyphla; Talpidae.